Penicillium pulvis is the source of this 1398-nucleotide messenger RNA. RefSeq names its product putative acyl-CoA thioester hydrolase. Gene Ontology annotation, biological process: acyl-CoA metabolic process. Gene Ontology annotation, molecular function: fatty acyl-CoA hydrolase activity. Lineage: Eukaryota; Fungi; Ascomycota; Eurotiomycetes; Eurotiales; Aspergillaceae. Gene Ontology annotation, cellular component: mitochondrion. The transcript has 5 exons. The record is from RefSeq and is a predicted model, not a curated record. Bases 1 to 1398 code for a protein of 465 amino acids.
AUGUUCAGUCUCGCAGGAAAAAGAAGCGCAAUUGCGCAGUCAAAAUGCUUAACAGCUCGCACUCUCCCAGCACGCGCUAUUGCUGUCGCACAGCCGUCUAAUGCCAACCGAGACUUUCACUCAACGCCGACAAAUGCCGCGUUCAGGCCGACGUGGAUGCCUAUGCGCGUUAAGACCCCGUGGAUCGACGCGUUAACGGCGAGUCGGGAUGCUGCGCGUAAUGCUAAGGAGGGUGUUGAGGCACCGCCGGUUGUUAAGCCAGAUUUGACACCGAAGAAGAUGUCCGAUGGUCGCUAUAGUGCUAUUCUGCCUUUAGCUCAGGACAAAUGGCUUUUGGAUACUUACCUCAAUGCUUCUGGGCAUAUUCGGCUUGGUUCACUUCUGAUGGACCUUGAUGCGCUGGCUGGAGUUAUUGCGUACCGCCACACUGGAGAUGGUGUUACCACUGUCACUGCUGCCGUGGAUCGUAUCACCAUUGAGAACCCAUUAAUGGAGAUCUGUGAUCUCGAGCUUAGUGGCCAGGUCACCUACGCUACAGGCCGAUCAAGUAUGGAGGUUUCUUGUCAAGUUGUCAAGGUUCGACCGGAGGGACAGGAGCCUAAGCCUGAAGAUGUCUUGAUCACUUGUGCCUUCACCAUGGUCUCAUUAGACCCUGUGACGAAGAAGCCUGCUAGUGUUGCCCCUCUGCUAGUUGAGACUGAGGAAGAGAAGCGUCUCUUCCAAAAGGGCGCAGAAAACUCUAAAGCCAAGAAGGCCCUCAGAACACGCAGUCUGCUCGAGAAAGCCCCUGAUGACGAGGAGAGUAACCUCAUCCACUCCAUGUGGACCAAGGAGAUGUCCUACCUGAACCCUGAAACCCCAAUCACCCGCCCCGAAAACUCAGUUUACAUGAGUGAUACCGUUCUCAAAUCGGCUAUGAUCAUGCAACCCCAAGACAGAAACAGACACAAUUUCAUGAUCUUCGGUGGUUUCCUGUUGAAACAAUCCUUCGAGCUAGCAUUCUGCUGCGCUGCCUCAUUCGCUCACGCCCGACCCAACUUCUUAGCUCUGGACCCUAGUACCUUUGAGAACCCUGUCCCAGUUGGAAGUGUGCUCUACCUUCGUGCUACAGUCGCGUACACCGAGCCUGAAGAGCGUGAGGGUGAUAGCAGUAAGUACACUAAGGUGCAGGUGCGUGUUGACACUAAGGUGCGGGACGUGGAGCAUGGUACCCGGAAGUCCACUGGUAUGUUCAAUUAUACCUUCUUGGUUGAGAAGGAUAUCAACGUUAUGCCAAAGAGCUAUGGGGAAUUCAUGCUUUGGACUGAUGCCAGGAGGAGGGCGCUUAAUGCUGCGGCUAUUGAUCCGGCGCAUAAGACUAGUGCUUUGCGGAGCAUCAAGGAUAGUGUUACUGAGUAG